CUAGCACCGAAAUCAGUUUGAACUAAUCUGAUCCAAUUCGGUGCCAGUUUCUCAACUUUUUAAGUCAACACGGUUUUUUUCUUUCUGGUUUAGGUGUUCUGGUUUUCCGUCUUAAUGCCCAUCCCUAAAUAACACGGCCAAACCACAAUUUUUUUUUUCAAAGAAACGACCUUUGGGGUGGGGUGUUGCCAUUAAAAAAACCUGACGGGUGCAUUGUAAUUUGUAAUUAACUCAAAACACUUGCAAUUUGCAUAGCGUCGUUGAACAGCAGAGCAGAGCAGAGCGGCAAGCCGGGGGCAGACGAUGAAAUUGUUUGACGCACACUGUCACUUGCAAGACCCAAGAAUCUUUGACAAGGCACCCCAAUUGAUUGCAGCAGCCGUUGAUUCUGGCGUUGUUCGUUUUGCUUGUAAUGGAGUCUCUGAGGUAUGUUGCAGAGAGGACACCCAAUUGGCUCAACACUUUAAAACAAUUCUUCGAGGCUACUCCCUCUGCUGCAGUUGGAGAGGGAAUUCUCAAAUUUGGGAAAGGCUUAGGGAUGGGUGGGAGCUCGAUUUCAUGUCAUUUUCCCUGAUUAGGAAGGAUUGGAGUAGCUCUAAGAUUGGCUUGGACAAAGGUUCACAAGGGAAGAAGGUUGAUUUCACAGAUCAGGUUAAUGUAUUCAGGCAACAACUUGAACUUGCAAAAGAGUUAAAAAGGCCAGCAUCCAUCCACUGUGUUCGUGCUUUUGGUGACCUUCUUCAGAUAAUGAAAUCUUUGGGUCCUUUUCCUGCUGGCGUCAUUCUUCAUUCUUACCUAGGUUCUGCUGAGAUGGUUCCUGAAUUUGCCAAUCUUGGUGCUUACUUUUCUUUCUCUGGAUUUCUUAUGUCCAUGAAAGUACACAAGGCAAAGAGGAUGCUGAAGAUGGUGCCUUCUGAAAGAAUUUUACUGGAGACAGAUGCACCUGAUGCAUUACCCAAGUCUGAGUUAGAUUCUGCGCAUCUGGUUGAAGGAGCUUCCCUCCCUGAAGAGCUUCAGUCAAUAGAAAUUUCCUCAGCUCCAUUUGCUGGUGCAAGAGAUGUAUUAACAUUUCCAAAAGAAGCACUAAAUCACCCACAAAAUAUUCACAAGGGCUGAGAAGAACUCGACUCGGGCGAGUUAAAAUUGUAGUAACAUUCAGGAAAGCCGGAAUUAGUGUGCAAACAUGUAGACUCAUCUUCUGCCUUCUGAAUCCGCUAGAAUCAAUGAGUUGUGGGAAUUCCAACUGAUCAGUUACACCUUUCUCUCCUUUGCUGAAUCGUGAUUUGGUCAACGAGCAACUUACCAGUGUCAUCAUAGGUUCAACAAUCUCACUAGAUUCAAUCUUAGAGUCCUUAUUGUUAGGAUUUUGGCUCGUCAAAUAUGUCCUAGUUGGUUUAGGAUUGCUUUAGGAAAAUUAGAGGUAUUCUUGUCUUAGAGGGAUUAGGAAAGAUUUUCAGUUUUCCUUAUUCAAUUCAGGUUUGGAUUUCUAGAAGCCUAUUUGGUUUUGGAUAAGUGUAAUUUCCUAAUCCACUUAGGAAUAGGACUUCAAUCAGCCUUGGGACAUGUAAGCCAACUCUAUAUCUAUAAAUAGGGUGUGGCAAGGCUUAUUUUGAAGAGGGAGAAAACAGCCAGAGACAGCCAAGAGUUUUGAGAUUAGUUCUAGGGUUUGCAAAAGUUCUGUAAUCUCUAUUAUUAAGCAAAGGAGCGGUGAUUUCUCUACCUAGAGAAAUCACAACUGGACGUAGGCAAAAGUUCUGCCGAACCAGUAUAAUUCUUGUGUGUCUAAGUUUUCUAAUAUUUGCUAGUUUAGUCUAUUGCCGUUGGUUACAUUAAAGAACAAGAUCCAGCAGCAAGUUAUUUAACACUUAUCGCUAGCUGGAAGUUCAGGCGCACAAACUUCUUCCUUAAACUCUCCUUGACCAGCAGCUUCUGCUUGAUUCUCCAUGGUAUUGUCUUGAAAAUUUUCUCCUUGUUUAGCACUUAUCAAAUCAUCAGUGGAUUGACGUUCUUGAGAUUCCAGGUUCUUUGAACAAACAUCGACCACGUCAAAUUUAUCCAUAAAAUGGUGACUGGAUGCUUCUAUUUUGUCAAGAUGACGUUCAAUGAUUCUGAAAUACUCAUCAAAGACGGUGAUCCGAUAUGACACCUAAUUGAACAAUCCGUUCGUAGACCAUCUCGGGCCGGUCUGUCUUACUAGACUUAGUUGGAGGCGUACACUCAACAUACAACAUUGCAAACAAAAGAGAGUUGAAAAUUUCGAGCCCAAGGAAAAAUGAAAACUAGGCGUUGACACCAAAUUUGAUGUAAGAUAUGGAUGAAUUAUAUAGAUUUAGGUAGAAAACAGAAAAUUAAACUAGUAAGGAAAGCUGCUCCAGAAUUUCAGGAUUUGAAGACUGAAUUAAAUGAAUGUUCUCAUCACUAAUCCCCUGAAAUCUGGGAAGACUUGAAUCUGUAAGUUUGGAUGAGAUAUUUUCAUUUCUAAUGUCCGUUGACAAACAUCUAAAACCAACUGCUUGACACA
Molecule: messenger RNA, 2521 nt
Organism: Prunus avium (sweet cherry)
Lineage: Eukaryota; Viridiplantae; Streptophyta; Magnoliopsida; Rosales; Rosaceae
Molecular function (GO): hydrolase activity, acting on ester bonds
Source: RefSeq, a predicted model, not a curated record